Molecule: messenger RNA, 4829 nt
Organism: Meriones unguiculatus (Mongolian gerbil)
Lineage: Eukaryota; Metazoa; Chordata; Mammalia; Rodentia; Muridae
Gene: Ano5
Product: anoctamin 5
Exons: 21
Coding region: 1-3585 (1194 amino acids)
Biological process (GO): chloride transmembrane transport
Cellular component (GO): plasma membrane
Molecular function (GO): chloride channel activity; protein dimerization activity
Source: RefSeq, a predicted model, not a curated record
AUGGAGCUGGAUGGUCAAGAGCGAAGGGAGCCCCGGGACUCCCAGGAACCCACCAGACCUGAGGUCCCCAGGGAUGAUGGUAGGGUGGAGGAACCAGGAGUUCCAGAAGAGAUAGAUGUGGUGAGGGGCCCUGGGGAAGCAAGAAGUGUGGAGCGGCCUGACCUCUCCAGUGAUGUGGUCAUGGUGAGGGUCUCUGAAGAGAGCCAGGUGGAAACACCAGAAACCCUGGAGGACAGAAGAAGAGUAAGAAGAGUGGGGAUGCUGCUGCAAAUACAGGAGGCAAGAAGUGGGGAGGAAUCCGAGGUGUCUGGAGAGAUCAGCGAGUCGGUGGUCUCUAAGGGCAAGACCCCAGGAAGGCAAAAGGGGCAGUGGAGAAAUCGUCAGCGGGAGCUGGCCGAGCAAGUGGGCAAUCAGCAGGAGGAAGAAGGGAAUUUAGGACAGGUUAGCCAGAACCAAAAGCCUGACAUGAAAAGGACAGAGCAGCACAAUAGCUUACAGUCAGUGAAGCGCAGGAGCGCAGACUCCAGUCUGUUUGGCCGCCGCAAGAGUCAGGGCAAGUACCGCCCGGAAAAGAAGCCCAACCUGCAGAGCCUCCCUAAGCCUUCAGCUGCGGUCAGUCCGACCGUGGCUCGUCGCUGGACCUUGACUCCUCGGGUGUCCCUAGUGCCUAUGGUUCACCGGGGACCUCGAACGUCCCUAUUGACUCCAAUAUCUCUGACACCUCAGGUGUCCCUGGGUCUGGACACCUUAAGGACUUCAGAGUCGUCUCCAGGACAAAGGCGACCUACCAUCCGCUUCAGCCUCUGCCCCAACCCAUCUCGCCGCCCAUCACAGCGGUCCACUGGACCCUGCGUCUCUCUCUUCAGUGCUUUCAACGAGCUGGCAAAGCUGGGCGACCCGAAUCUGCUGGAGAUGGUGGAGGAGGAAGGCUUAAGAGCCAAAAGCAUGGACUAUUCUUUCCAAAGAAAUGAGAGCUUGAACGGCAAGGAGACCAGCUUUCUCAUCAGUACAGAGCCAGAGGCACUGUUUCAAAAAAGGGAACAAAGCAAAGAUUCAGUCUUCUUCACAGAUGGAAUUAGACAGAUCGACUUUGUCCUUUCCUACGUGGAUGAUAUGAAGAAAGAUUCAGAGAUAAAGGCAGAAAGAAGACGAGAGUUUGAACUAAAUCUCAGAAAAACAGGUCUUGAAUUGGAAAUCGAAGACAAACUGAACUCUGAAGAUGGAAAAACCUAUUUUGUGAAGAUCCAUGCCCCAUGGGAGGUGCUAGUCACUUAUGCCGAAGUGCUAGGAAUCAAGAUGCCUAUUAAGUUGAGUGACAUCCCGAGGCCAAAGUACCCACCCCUAAGUUACAUGCUCGGGCCUGUGAAGCUCCCAGCCACCGUGAAAUAUCCUAAACCCGAGUAUUUCACUGCUCAGUUCAGCAGACACCGCCAGGAACUCUUCCUCAUUGAAGAUGAGGCCACUUUUUUUCCAUCCUCAGCAAGAAACAGAAUUGUUUAUUAUAUUCUGUCACGAUGCCCUUUUGGAGAAGAAGAGGGGAAGAAAAAGAUUGGCAUUGAAAGACUGCUAAAUACAAAAACUUAUUCAUCUGCCUUCCCACUCCAUGACGGCCAAUAUUGGAAGCCAUCAAAAACUUCUUACAUCAAUGAAAGGUACAUCCUUUGCAAGAACUGGGCUCGGUUUUCCUACUUUUACAAGGAGCAACCUUUUAAUUUGAUUCGGGAUUAUUAUGGAGAAAAAAUCGGUAUCUAUUUUGUGUUCCUCGGGUAUUACACAGAAAUGUUGUUGGUUGCAGCUGUGGUUGGCUUAGCCUGCUUCAUCUACGGCUUGUUAUCAAUGGAAACUAACCAAUCUAGCAUUGAAAUCUGCGACCCCAAAAUCGGAGGCCAGAUGAUCAUGUGCCCACUUUGUGAUGAAAUGUGUGAUUACUGGAGACUGAACACCACGUGUUUGCACUCAAAGUUCUCUCAUCUGUUUGAUAAUGAGUCAACCGUGUUCUUUGCAAUCUUCAUGGGGAUCUGGGUCACACUGUUUCUGGAGUUUUGGAAACAGCGACAAGCCAGGCUUGAGUACGAAUGGGAUCUGGUGGACUUUGAAGAAGAGCAUCAGCAGCUCCAGCUACGGCCAGAGUUCGAAGCUAUGUGUAAACAUAAGAAGAUGAAUUCUGUGACAAAGGAGAUGGAGCCACAUAUGCCUCUGUGUAAUCGCAUCCCAUGGUACUUUGUGUCAGGGACCACAGUGACCUUCUGGAUGGCUCUCCUCCUCAGCAGCAUGGUGUCCAUCAUCAUCUAUCGCCUGUCAGCCUUUGCCAGUUUCUCCAGCUUCAUGGAAAGUGAAGCCACCCUGCAGAGCGUGAAGCGCUUCUUCACCCCGCAGCUGGCCACCUCUUUCUCUGGAUCAUGCCUGAACUGCAUUCUCAUCUUGAUCUUGAAUUUUUUUUAUGAAAAGAUAUCUGCAUGGAUUACAAAAAUGGAAAUUCCUCGAACUUACCAGGAGUAUGAGACCAGCCUCACUCUGAAGAUGUUCCUUUUCCAGUUUGUGAAUUAUUACUCAGCUUGCUUCUAUGUGGCCUUCUUUAAAGGGAAGUUAGUGGGAUAUCCUGGGAAGUACACAUAUAUGUUUGGCAUAUGGAGAAGUGAAGAGUGUGAUCCUGCAGGCUGUCUGGUGGAACUGACAACCCAACUAACCAUCAUCAUGAUUGGGAAACAGAUCUUUGCAAACAUCCAGGAAGCCUGUCAACCCUUGAUUUUUAAUUGGUGGAGACGCCGAAGAUCCCGAACCCACUCUGAGAAACUGUACAGUCGUUGGGAGCAAGAUAAUGACCUUCAGAUUUUUGGGAGCCUUGGGCUGUUCUAUGAGUACUUGGAAACAGUUAUCCAGUUCGGCUUUGUCACACUCUUUGUGGCCUCUUUCCCCUUGGCACCCCUGUUUGCUCUCAUAAACAACAUUGUGGAGAUCCGAGUGGAUGCCUGGAAGCUCACAACUCAGUACAGGAGACCUGUCGCUGCAAAAGCUCACUCCAUAGGCAUCUGGCAAGACAUUCUUUCUGGAAUGGCCAUCCUUUCUGUCGCAACUAAUGCCUUCAUUGUCGCAUUCACAUCUGACAUCAUCCCCCGGCUAGUUUACUUCUACGCCUACUCCAAGAAUUCUACAGAGCCCUUUAAUGGAUAUGUUGAUAACAGCCUGUCAGUGUUCCUGAUAGCUGACUUUCCAAAUUACACAGCACCCAUGGAGAAGAGGGACUUCAACACUUGCAGGUACAGAGAUUACAGGAACCCUCCCGAUCAUGAGGACAAGUAUGCCCCUAGCAUGCAGUUCUGGCAUGUCCUUGCUGCCAAAAUGACCUUCAUCAUAGUAAUGGAACAUGUCGUGUUUCUGUUCAAAUUUUUAUUGGCCUGGAUGAUACCGGAUGUUCCAAAAGAUGUUGUGGACAAAAUCAAACGAGAAAAGUUAAUGACUGUCAAGAUUAUUCAUGACUUUGAGCUCAACAAGCUGAAAGAAGACUUGAAUUUUGAAUAUAAUGACUUCAGUACGGAUACUAAAGAAAAAGAAAACAGAUCCGUGAGCAGCAAAAUCUCAGUCUAACCCCAUAUGAGUGGAGAAGCGGGGUGCCCUUCUCUGUUCACUCUUGCCUCUGGGUUUUGGGCUGGAUGCUGGAAGCCAUGUAUCUACUUGUUUUUCUUUCCUUCUUUUAUUUUUAUUUCAGCGUAUUUAUGGACUUUAAUCAAGGCUGGCAGCGUGCUAUCGGAAGAAAACACAGGCAGGCAUAAUCAACUGGGCUUUCCCAGGGUCUGACUUUCUGGGGUUCUGUAAACAGUUGCAUGUGGGCCCAUGGAUUCAGAAUCAGGGGAAUCAUGGAGUGUUGCUGCUUAGAGUGAAGCCCUGGCCUGGGGAGGAGCUGCUCUGUCACUUCCCGGGGCAACUGCACAUCUCUAUUGUCUUCUCUUGAGUGUCUUCUGUCUCCUUCCCAACAAGAAAAACAUUGUUGGGGCAAACAGCCCCACCAAGUCAUAAAACAUGCGCUGUUGCAAAAUGCACAAAUGAAAGCCGAAAUCAGAUGUCUGGGGAAAUCUCACCUAUUAACAAACACUGGGUAAAAAUCACAGCAGCAGUGUGCCCUUGACAAUGUCAGGUGAGAGUUGGCUUAUGUCAGAAUCCUUUCCUGGUAAAAGUAAAAUUACUUUUUUCCAAGAGACAAAAUGAAUUUUCAUAAAAGACUUCCAGGGGGCUUUAAACACAGUGUUUCCAUUUUGUUGAGUUGCUUCAGCACUAUGAUGACUACAGGUUUCCAAGUAAAGAUACUGUGUGAAGUCAAUAUGUCUUCUUAGGAGUUAAAGAAUGCAAGACAGUGCAUAGAAGUUGACUUACUCAUUUUUAAAGUGAAACUUUUAAAAUUUCUCUGAAAUGCUGAUUUUUGUAUCAUGAAGCCUUUUUGAGCUCUAACCAUUUGUAUAAAUUGGGCAGAAACUGUUUACAAAAUGUGAUAUUCUAUCUCUAAAGAAACUCCAAACUUUGUGAUAAGUUUACAGUCUUUUCAUGGGCUACAUCACUCCUCAAUGUCCAGCGCCUUCGUUCAAUGCCUUUGACACAUGAGAAAUUGUCUAGGUGACUGUUGAUUUGACAUGAUAGAACAUUUCAGAUGUCAACCUUGUCUUCUCUUAGAGAAAUUACCAGUACUGUGUGCACAAAGUUUAUCACCAAAAGAUAAUCAACCAAGUGUGAAGGUGAUAGUAAGGUGGGAAAAAAAAGUAUAUUUGUUGAAUUAUCCUUUCCACAUUUAGGGCUAUGUGGAUAUGCAGCAAUUCUUGUCAUCAGUUCAGUUAAUAAAA